Molecule: messenger RNA, 2025 nt
Organism: Fusarium proliferatum ET1
Lineage: Eukaryota; Fungi; Ascomycota; Sordariomycetes; Hypocreales; Nectriaceae
Exons: 4
Coding region: 1-2025 (674 amino acids)
Source: RefSeq, a predicted model, not a curated record
AUGGUGGUACGCAGAAGUAUUGAGCAGUCAAAUGCUUGGCUCAAACCUGUCGAGGACGAUGAAGAUGAGGGCUUUCUCACUGUGGCCGAAGAUGCCGAAGCCAAAGGAAUUCUCGAUGAUGGCAACAGAUCGACGCUCAACUUGACGACUACUGAGCUUCCUGUGUAUAUGAACAUUCACCGAGUCCGGCGUUUAGUUCUUGCGAGUAUUGAUGAUCCUUAUACUAUGGAGCACUUCAGAGAUCCCAAGAUGAACGCUCUAGUUGUGAGGCCUCUGGUCGAAAGGCUUUAUAACCCAGAUGAUAUCUCAGUCGUUUAUUGCUUGUUAGCGAACCGUGUAUCCUUCCUAAGAGAGCAGUCUAAGGAGGUUCAUCAGAGUGUCAAUCAGGCGCGUGCAAUCCUAUGUGAGCUGCUCGCCAGUCGGGUCCUGCGCCGCUUCCACGAGGACAAUCCAGGACCGCGGGGUCUUUUGCUGCUCUCACAUAUCCUCGUUGAGGGCUUCGACCCAUUCCAAGGAGCCCCUAGUCACAUGGAACGUCCAGCUAACCGACCCCAAUGGCCUGGAUCUAGCGAUGCUUCUGGCUCUGAGAGAAAGGUCACAGCUCUCGAGUUGGCAAUUGUCUCGGAAAGCAAGUUCUUCAUCAGCUCUGCAGCCUGUCAACGAGCUGUCGAUGCAGUUCAUAACGGUCAAAUCAUUUACACGCCCCUUUCAUUUAUGGAUUUCCUUCCGGAUCACUAUAAACGACGACCUAUCUCUCUUUAUGACCCCCGGACAGCACCUCUCCUCAACCACCACCGUCUUAUUGUUCCUCGCAACCGAAAUCUCAUCGAACUCGUUCACUUUGUCAUCUUACUGGUGCUCUACGUCAUGACCAUGAUUUCUCGCCAUUCUGAGGUCAAUAUGUGGGAGUUCGCCUUUUGUAUUUACACCUUCGGUUGGCUUCUCGAAAAGAUGGCUGCUAUUAUCGAGCAUGGCUGGGCAGUUCACGCACAGAAUCUAUGGGCAUUUCUUGACAUCACUUUUGCUUCCAUCUUUGGCGCCUAUUUCAUUCUCCGCAUCUACGACUUUCUCCUCGAUCAGCUUCAUUCUGGCUAUGGACUACCGAUUCUUUGUAUUGCAGCACCUGUCAUGUUGACCCGGGUUGCUUUCAACCUACUGCCGAACAACCUUGUCUUUAUCUCUGUUCACGCCAUGAUGAAGGACUUUACUGUACUGACGUUCCUUGCCACAUGGUGCUUUACCGGCUUUCUGCUCGCUCUGCAGUGGCUUGUUAGUGCUAGCAACGAUGGUGAUGAGGAGUUCAGCUGGUACGUUGUGGGCAAAUGGAUGCUCUGGAUUUGGUUCGGUCUAGAUGGUGAGGGUAUUGAGGAGUCGGUGCGCUUCCAUAUCGUCCUUGGUCCCGCGUUGAUGAUUGCCUUUGCGUUCCUGGGCAACACGCUCUUUCUGACCAUUCUCAUUGCCAUGCUCACGAACACAUUCUCCAAGAUUGUGGCCGACGAAACGGCCGAGAUUCAGUUCCGACGCGCUGUUUUGACUUUUGAGGGCGUCAAGAGUGAUUCUAUCUUUGCCUACCCCCCUCCCUUCAACAUUUUGGCUCUGAUGGUGCUCCUACCCCUGAAGCUUGUCACCACCGCUCGAAUCUUCCACAUUGUCAAUGUGGCCCUUAUUCGAACUCUCAACAUGCCAACUCUCCUGCUCAUUAGCUUUGUGGAGCGGCGCCGUCUUUGGAUGCAGUCCAGACGUGCUUCUGGCAAGCGAUCCAAGUGGCAGUUCACAUCUCUGUCACCGCAUAAUGAUGUCCAGGCAGUCUUCAAGUCGAUUCCGCCAACUGAGAUUUCUGACAUCAUCGAUCAACUCGACCCGUUGGGUGAAGUCCCAAUUCUUGAGGACGAUCUGAUGCCUACGAUGGCAGGUGACAAUCCUCAGUCGAAGCUGAGAAGAUGGAGAAUGUUGCAACGAGAAGGGCAUCGCCGAACAGAUGAUACGGAUGCGUGGAGUAGCUCAAGCAGCAUAAAAAACGAGUAG